Colletotrichum truncatum is the source of this 678-nucleotide messenger RNA. RefSeq names its product ribonuclease e inhibitor rraa dimethylmenaquinone methyltransferase. Lineage: Eukaryota; Fungi; Ascomycota; Sordariomycetes; Glomerellales; Glomerellaceae. The record is from RefSeq and is a predicted model, not a curated record. Gene Ontology annotation, molecular function: oxaloacetate decarboxylase activity; 4-hydroxy-4-methyl-2-oxoglutarate aldolase activity.
AUGUCGUCGACUUCAGACGUCGUUGAGCGUCUAUCAAAGUGGUCAAGCUGUGACAUCUCAGAUGGUCUGUCCAAGCUAGGCCGUGCCGAUGGCGGCUUCCUCGAGGGAUUGGUGCUUUACUCGCCAGAGUUUCAAGCAGGCAAGACGAAAAUAGUCGGCCCAGUGUUUACUGUCAAGUUUGCACCCAAGGGCGAUUCGUCUGCUUCCAAGGUCAAAGGCAACUACAUCGAUCAAAUCCCCAAAGACUCAGUUGUCUUCAUUUCACAGCCCCUUCCUCACGUGAACGCCUGCUAUGGUGGCCUCAUGUCUUUGAGGGCGCAGAUCCUUGGGGCGAAAGGUGUUGUAAUCGAUGGCCACCUGCGAGAUCUGCAAGAGCACAGAGAUUUGAGUUUCCCGCUAUUUGCCAGAGGAGUUGGCACAACCGCAGGCGGCGCUGUCUGCUUCCCCUCAGAAAUCAACGUUGACGUCAAACUUCAAUCUGCCAAACAGGAGGCAGUCAUUAGUCCUGGCGGGUAUAUCAUUGCUGACCUGGAUGGAGUAGUCUUUCUCCCCGGAGAACUGGCCGAGAAGGUUCUUGAGCUAGUUCCCGGACUGGCAGAUGCAGAUGAUAAGUGCGCCAAAGCAAUUCGCGAGGGCAUGUCUGUGCAGGAAGCAUUUGCGACGUUCAGAGGCAAAUAG